Messenger RNA from Linum tenue, 1210 nucleotides. The record is from the annotation of a GenBank genome assembly. NCBI's taxonomy places the organism in Eukaryota, Viridiplantae, Streptophyta, Magnoliopsida, Malpighiales, Linaceae.
GCCUAACCGCCAUCGCUGCUUCCCUAUAAAAAAAAAAAAACUGAAAUCCAGACCAUCUCAGAAAAAUCCCCACAAAAAAACAUUAUUACAAAAUUAAGAAUCUGCGAGACGCCAUGGUCGAUCCACCGCAGGAAAUCGGAGGAACGAUUCAAAGCAUUAACGGCGAUACAAAUACGCCUCAUCAAUCGUCGCAUCCACUGUCGGUCGCCGACAUCCACGUCGACGGCGUGACAUUCCCCGCCUCCGUCGCCCCGCCGCCGGCGUCCAAGCUCUCUCACUUCCUCGGCGGUGCUGGCGUGAGGGGACUGGAGAUUGAAGGCAAUUUCGUGAAGUUCACGGCGAUUGGAGUGUACGUAGAGGACACGGCGGUGUCGGUGCUGGCUGCAAAUUGGAAGGGGAAAACCGCCGAGGAGCUCAACCUCGCCGUCGGAUUCUUCCGCGACAUCGUUUCAGGACCAUUCGAGAAGUUCACAAGGGUGACGAUGAUCCUGCCGUUAUCAGGCGCACAGUACUCAGAGAAAGUGGUGGAGAAUUGCGUGGCGGCAUGGAAAGCCAGAGGAGUUUACACCGACGCAGAGGCUAAAGCCACCGAGAAAUUCCUCGAAGUCUUCAAAGAUCAAAACUUUCCUCCUCGAGCCUCCAUUCUCUUCACCCAAUUCCCCCAAGGAUCGCUCGCUGUGAGUCACAACUCGCACACCCAAAUAAGCCAUAAGCUACACUGUAAACUUUGUCGUGUAAGCUAACGGAAGAGGAAUUGUUGAACUUUUUGUUUUUUCAGAUAAGCUUCUCCAAGGACGGGUCGGUGCCGGAGACUGCGGUGGCGGUGAUAGACAACAAGCCGCUCUCGGAGGCGGUGCUGUGGUCGAUCAUCGGUGAUCACGGCGUGUCCCCUGCUGCGAAACAGAGCUUGGCCGAGAGGUUUUCCGGGUUGCUCAAGGAUUGAGACGAACGAGUGGAUGAUUUGAUGUUUGACGCUUUGGGGUUUUUUGGUUUGUUAUCGUGAAUUAGCUAGCGGGCAGACUUUCAUGUUGUUGUUUAUUAAUAAUGAUCAAAUCUAAGCUUCCCCUGCCAAAACUCCAUGCGCCUGUUUCAAGGUACUCUGUUUUCUUCACUACAUUGGCAGUGGUGUUCGUUGAGUUUUUAAUCCAAAAUCUGUUGUCUGUGAGAUCCAUGGCUGAGGAAAUCAGACAAAAACCAAACAAUUCCGGUG